Messenger RNA from Racocetra fulgida, 692 nucleotides. The record is from the annotation of a GenBank genome assembly. NCBI's taxonomy places the organism in Eukaryota, Fungi, Glomeromycota, Glomeromycetes, Diversisporales, Gigasporaceae.
GUGCAGGUAUUGUUGAGGGUCAAUUUUUACGAAUUAGUACUACAGCAGCCGCAAUAUGGCAACAAAUGAUGAAAAUCAGUAGUGUUAUUACAAUAUUAAAACAAAACAGACAUAUUAAACGAACAGCAGGCCAGAUUUUAGUAGCACAAUUACGUGAUUAUCAUGUUAGAAAAGCACCCUAUAAUGCAUUAUAUACGGUCAAUGUUGAUAAUCCUAAAACAUGGUGGGAAACUUGUGAAUCAAAAUUUCCAUAUUUGCAAUUAUUAGCUAUAAAAUUGUUUUCUGUUUCACCACACGCAGCUAGCUGUGAACGUAUCUGGUCAACUUGUGGCUGGAUUUAUGGACAACGGCGUGUAAAUCUUUCAGUUGAAAAUAUAGAUGCAAUUGCUCAAGUUCGUUCAAAUUAUAUUGCAAACAAUAAGUUUGAAUUACCACGUUAUAGUGAGAACAAAUCAGCUGAAGACAUUAGAAAGAUACUAUAUAAUGCAGAUCUCUAUGAAGAGACUGACACGGUUAACUUUGAACAAGCUAUAUUAAAUGCUAAUAUUAAUCAAUCUAGUGUUGAUGACGAUAACAAUGUAAUUUCUCAAAUGCAUGUUGAUUUAGAGCCAGGAUCAAGCGACUGGUUAGAAGAAUUUAAUCAAGAAGAUUAUGAUCCAGCUGAAUUAGGAGAAAUGUUUUUGAACAAUUAG